This is a messenger RNA of Fusarium oxysporum Fo47, 1701 nucleotides long. Its product is annotated as Alpha/beta hydrolase family-domain-containing protein. The transcript is spliced from 5 exons. Lineage: Eukaryota; Fungi; Ascomycota; Sordariomycetes; Hypocreales; Nectriaceae. Bases 1 to 1701 code for a protein of 566 amino acids. The record is from RefSeq and is a predicted model, not a curated record.
AUGAACGAGAACGACCAAAAGCCAGUCAUACUUCUAGUUCACGGUGCUUGGCAUCGACCUCUCCACUACCGUCUCCUCAUCCAAGCUUUUCAGCAACAAGGCUUCACUGUUCUUGCACCGCCGCUUGCAAGCUCCGGCUACGAUGAUUCGGUAGAUGGUAAGACAUACCACGAUGACGUAAAGAGAAUCCACGACGCUGUUCUGCCUUACAUGGACAACGGAAGAAACAUGAUUGCUGUUGGUCACAGCUAUGGAGCUAUCCCUCUUACCGUGGCGAUUGAAGGUCACAGUAUCGCAGAGAGAGAAGAGAGAGGCCUUCCUGGUGGCUUCGGCUCUGUGAUUUAUGUGGCCCCAACACCUGUCCUACACAAAGGCAUUUCUAUGUAUAAGGCUGCGGGCGAGCAUCGCAAGACACCAUUCUUUCAUGACGUAACAGACACACGUAUGCCACUUAAGCUGGAUAGGGUCAAAGAAGCAUUCUUCUCAGAUAUUGAUCAGAGCAUUGCGGAUGAGAUUAUCCCUACACUUUGUCAUCAAAGCAAAGCUCCCUUCGAAUUUCCUGUCGUUUGUACCCCAGCAGACUUGAAGAUUCCCAAGACCAUGGUUAUCUGCAAGAAUGAUCCCAUCUUCGGGAGGGAGAUGCUUUUGGGCGUGGCUCAGAAUUGGGUCGCUGACACUUUGGAGAUGGAAUCUGGACAUAGUCCGCACCUGGUGGAAGAGCACAGAAAGUGGCUCGUGGAGCUUUCUUUGAAACGGUCAACUAUGGCGUCCACUCCUUCUGGCAAUGUUGGAUCCACCAUCGAGGACCUUAUCUCCUCAUACUCGAUCCUCAUUUCCUUAGCACCGUGGCUCUCAACCCUUGACCUCUAUCAUCUCAGUCUGGCAAGCAAGUCAGCUUACGAGUACAUCCAAUCGUCACCAACAAUCUUCAAGUCGCUCAGUCGUCAUUGCCUCUGCGAUGGUCGUGGCCUCGCUACACGUCAAGCCUAUGCAAGUCCCUAUCACAGGAACCGUAUGGCCGGUCAAUCGACGCUGAGUCCUCAUCUCAAAGGCGACGAGGAGAUCGAAGUACGCUUAUACAACACCAAAUGCGAUGAGGCGGGUGCAUUACCGUGUUUAAAAUGCGAAAUUAACGUCUGUGAGGAAUGCCGAUGUUAUCCUCGUGCAGCUCCGCCGAGUGCAUAUCCGAAUCGCAGACCGCAUUUGAGAGGGAGUUAUGAGCUUGAUAAUAUCAUGUGCUUGUGUGAGGAUUGUGACGCCAAGACUGAGAAAGAAGUAUCAGGGAUGUUUCUGAACGAAAGAUGCGACUGUGAUGUUUAUACGAGGUGGAUUUGUGUCAGAUGUGAAGAGGAGGAGCGCAUGACGGCGAGGAAAUACUUUGCUGAACGAACAGAGAUGGAAUGGAAUUGGAUUGUCAGGGAGGAUAUUGACUACGGCGAUGAUUUUGAACCCUCAAAGACGCUUCAUGACCAUGCUUUUGAGCGAGCGUUUUGGUGUACUUGCGGCAAGACGGUCUCCCACAGGACAGUACCACGCUGUAUCUGGUGCAGAAGAAGGCAUCUGCCAGAAGGUGAAUGGCAUCAAGAGCGUCAGGAUAUUGGCUCGAAGCAUCCAUUUUUCGACAACGAUCCUGAUUAUCCCCGAUGGGUAAGCGAUGAAAAUAACAAGUAUCCGACUCCUUAUCCAAGGUUAGGCUACUAA